Molecule: messenger RNA, 2773 nt
Organism: Sinocyclocheilus rhinocerous
Lineage: Eukaryota; Metazoa; Chordata; Actinopteri; Cypriniformes; Cyprinidae
Product: SEC14-like protein 1
Exons: 15
Coding region: 34-2118 (694 amino acids)
Biological process (GO): negative regulation of RIG-I signaling pathway
Cellular component (GO): cytoplasm; cytosol
Molecular function (GO): RIG-I binding
Source: RefSeq, a predicted model, not a curated record
GAGAGGAGGUUUCCCACCUGUCAUCUGAUCCCCAUGUUUGUGGACAGUGAUGUGAUCAUUGAGGAGACCAGUGAGGAUCGGUCUUUUCAUAAGAUUGAGCGGAGGUGUAAACUUGAUGUGGAUGCACCACGACUCCUCAAACGGAUUGCAGGCGUGGAUUAUGUCUACUUCAUUCAGAAGAACUCUCUGAACCACAGAGAAAGAACUCUUCAUAUUGAAUCUCACAAUGAAACCUUCUCCAACAGAGUCAUCAUUCAUGAACUCUGCUGUUACUCGGUUCACCCAGAAAAUGAAGAAUGGACAUGUUUUGAACAAUCUGCCAGUCUGGACAUCAAAUCUUUCUUUGGUUUUGAGAGCACAGUGGAGAAGAUCGCCAUGAAGCAAUAUGCCAGCAGCAUCAAAAAGGGUAAGGAGAUUAUUGAAUACUACCUGAGGGAGCUAGAAGAAGAAGGUAUAACUUGUAUACCUCGGUGGAGCCCUUGCCCACCAUCACCCACAAAGCCAGUGGUGCCACUUGUUAUUCCUGCAUUGCCUAUCACUCCCACAAUCUCCAUUGAAGCCCUUCCUGAGAGCGUGAAUGAGAUUCAAGGGUGUAAAGAGGGCAGCAGUCCUCCGGGCAGCCUGAACGACGCCCUUGUAGCCAGUCCAGAUGAUAAACUGGAUGCAGACUACAUCAAACGGUAUCUGGGUGACCUCACACCCCUUCAGGAGAGCUGUCUGAUUCGCCUGCGCCACUGGUUACAGGAGACACACAAGGGCAAGAUCCCAAAAGAUGAGCAUAUUCUACGGUUCCUGCGUGCACGGGACUUCAGCAUAGAUAAGGCACGGGAGAUCCUUUGUCAGAGUCUGACCUGGAGGAAGCAGCAUCAGGUAGACUACCUCCUGGAUACCUGGAGCUCUCCUCAGGUGUUGCACGAUUACUAUACCGGAGGCUGGCACCACCACGACAAGGAUGGCCGGCCUCUGUAUAUCCUACGCCUCGGACAUAUGGACACUAAAGGACUGGUUCGAGCACUUGGAGAAGAAUCCCUGCUCAGACAUGUGCUGUCAAUCAAUGAAGAGGGUCUGAGACGCUGUGAGGAGAACACCAAAGUAUUUGUUCGGCCAAUUAGUUGUUGGACAUGUCUUGUCGAUCUUGAGGGGCUCAAUAUGAGGCAUCUGUGGCGUCCUGGAGUCAAAGCUCUGCUGAGGAUUAUUGAGGUGGUGGAGGCCAAUUACCCAGAGACACUAGGUCGUCUACUCAUCCUCAGAGCUCCCAGAGUCUUUCCUGUCCUGUGGACGCUGGUCAGCCCUUUCAUUGAUGAGAAUACACGAAAGAAGUUUCUGAUCUAUGCAGGAAAUGACUACCAGGGCCCUGGCGGUCUUGUGGACUACAUUGAUAAAGAGAUCAUCCCUGACUUCCUUGGAGGAGAGUGUAUGUGUGAAGUGCCAGAGGGUGGCUUGGUUCCCAAGUCUCUGUACAGAACUGCAGAAGAACUGGAGAAUGAUGAGAUCAGGCUGUGGACGGAGACUAUUUACCAGAGUGCCAGCAUCUUCAAAGGAGCGCCACAUGAGCUACUGAUUGAGAUCAUUGAUGCCUCCUCAGUCAUCACUUGGGACUUUGAUGUAUGUAAAGGUGAUGUGAUCUUCAAUAUCUACCACUCUAAACGAGCUCCACAGCCGCCAAGGAAAGAUCCGCUGGCUACCCAUGGCAUCACCUCUCCCGCAGGCAACAACGUGCAGCUUAUAGAUAAAUCCUGGCUGCUGGGACAGGACUACAGCAUGGUGGAGUCACCCCUCACCUGCAAAGAGGGAGAAAGUGUGCAGGGUUCACAUGUGACACGGUGGCCAGGUUUCUAUAUUUUGCAAUGGAAGUUCCACUCUAUGCCAGCAUGCGCCACCACAAACCUACCUCGGGUGGACGACGUUCUGGCUACUCUGCAGGUGUCCUCUCACAAGUGCAAAGUCAUGUACUACACUGAGGUUCUGGGCUCAGAGGACUUUAGAACGGCUUGCUGUGAUGUGCAGAGUUUGGGCUCAAUGACCAGUUUGGAAUCCAGUCACAGUGGUUUCUCUCAGCUCAGCGCCGCCACCACAUCCUCCAGCCAGUCACAGUCCAGCUCUAUGAUCUCCAGGUAGAAUGGAAAGGAAUUUAGGCUCUAAAAUGUUUUAUUAGUUUAGUUUCUUGAUUCUCAAUAAACCCCAUUACUACUCUUACUCUGUUAUCUAUCCCAACACUGUAUCACUCCAUGUCAAGGACCUGAAGCAUGCUCGCACAACUAAAAAGAGUAUAAAAAUAUCCUUACCUGAAAGGAUUCUGGUGGUGGUAGGUUGUUUUUUUUUAAGGGCUUGAAGCUGCUUUUCCAUAGUGCUCAGCUGGGCUGCAGGUCAGUUCAUAGGCCGAUUGUGCUUUGUGUGAGUGUCCAAAGGAGCCCACACUUUAAUGUGCAUUUCUACAUUUCCCAUGAGCUGCAUGCUGAACUAAGCAAUACAUGUUCUUCAAAUUGGGAAAGGGCCUGAAAUUAACGCGCCCACUUACACAUCUCAAAUACUCCACAUACUUACUUAUAUGCACUUAGUUCUGCCAUAUCACUUGGAGCUCAUCCUCUUGGUAAACUGUUGUUAGGUCAUUGGGUGGGCUUCUGCAAUAAUUUAGAAGAAUUUAUACUAUUUGAAUUUGUAUUUUAAAUGUUUAAGGAGACUAGGUUAAGUCUUCUUGGGUGCUACAAGCUUGUUUCUUCAUUGUUAAGGCCUUUCCACACUGAGCGCGAAAAAGCGAAACGAAUAUCGGACG